GGCCCUCGAGGGUGGCCGGCCAUGGCUGACGGGCCCAGCCAGCAAACGGAAACAGGGAAUCACCGUCAUGGUCACUCGGAUUGGGUCACUAUCACCGCUACCACUACCCACUACUCCUACCACUACCAGUGUAAAUACUACUACGGCUACAACCAUCGCCCAUAAUACUCCCGUAUACUGUCUGUAAUCACGAGCCGCCCAAGCACAAUGCGAUUCCCGACCCAUCGCCUCGCCGUCCUUUUCGUUGCGCUCACCAGCCUCAUCGUUCUGGCGACAACGGCCGCCUCUCCCGAGCGCGAUGUGGACCUGCUGAAGCGCCUCAUCGAGCCCCCAAAGCUCUCUAAGCGCACGCCCGCGUUACUACGGCGCGCGCGAUUCGGCUGCGACAAUGGCUACGAACAGUGCCCGGGUCUAUCGUAUUGCUGCCAGGCGGGGCUAGUGUGCUUUUCCGACGGAACCUGCGGGAGCAUGUCGGAGCUCGUAUGCUACAAUGGGGAGACGGCGUGUGGGAGUGGAACCAACGCCGGAUGCUGCCCGAUCAAGUCCUCCUGUGUCAGCGACGGAAAGUGUGUAGUCAACAGUGGAGCUGUAGUGAAGCGAUUCACAGGUGCCGCGACGUUUGGCGCGGGAAUGGGGUUAUCGGCGGCUGCUGCUGUUGUGGCGCUGUGUUGAUCCGACCGAUGGCGGAAUAUGUAGCAGGACACUCACUCCCUUUGCGAUGGUCUUUCGGUCUCUGGUCUUUGGUGCUGCUCUUCGAGCGAUUUCGUUUUGGACGAUUAUGUGAUGCGAUAUGGCGGGACGACGAUGGGAUGAACACACGAUACCAUAGAUGAUUUUUUUGUACAUACAUAUGCGCAUGCAGACACCUUCACGUACACGGUACUGCAUGCCCCUCCGUAAUAAUGCACUCACGAUGG
This is a messenger RNA of Tricharina praecox, 917 nucleotides long. RefSeq lists its product as uncharacterized. The transcript is spliced from 3 exons. The coding region runs from base 208 to 672 and encodes 154 amino acids. Lineage: Eukaryota; Fungi; Ascomycota; Pezizomycetes; Pezizales; Pyronemataceae. The record is from RefSeq and is a predicted model, not a curated record.